Molecule: messenger RNA, 1199 nt
Organism: Numida meleagris (helmeted guineafowl)
Lineage: Eukaryota; Metazoa; Chordata; Aves; Galliformes; Numididae
Product: NACHT, LRR and PYD domains-containing protein 1b allele 2-like
Exons: 4
Coding region: 18-605 (195 amino acids)
Cellular component (GO): canonical inflammasome complex
Source: RefSeq, a predicted model, not a curated record
AGUUAAGCACAUCUGGGAUGCGUGUCGGCCAUGUCAUGGAUGGGAACCUGCUCCUGGAGAAGCCUGGUGCAGUGAAGCCAUUCCAUGCAGUGCUGAGAGACCCCAGCUUCUCACCCAUGGGUGUCAUCUUGCUUUCAGCCUCAUUCCCCUUCAUCCCUGUGCACUCCCUCGUGCUGUUCUAUCGCGUUAUCAGGGCUGCAGACAUCACCCUUCACCUCUACCUCAUCCCCAACAAUCAUGGCCUGGAAAAGGCGGUGGACAAGGACGAGAAGAGACGGGGCCAUUCAUUCCUGGUGGACAAACCUCCCCACACCUCCCGGCCACUCAAGUUUAACACAUGGUACCAUGUGUCCAGUUCCUCCAAGGCAGAGAUAAACCCUCAAGUAGGAGCUGAAAUUCGUCUACCUGACGUCGGACAGCCGUCAGCUCUACACCGAGAUCUACACCAAAGACCUGCAGGAGGGAAUGCAGCUCACCUUGACAAAGUCAUCCCAGAAAGGCAAAAUGGAGCACAGCCCUCUCUGGGCCACCUUCCUGAGAGCAAGAGACAUCGAGUCACCAGCUGCCCUUUCCACAUCCUUGUGCACAGGUUUGCUCAUCCAUGACGGAGAGUGGGUUUGGCCUGGAGGUCCAUGUCUUUCUCCAUCCAAAGUGGAGAGAGGGUUUCCUUGCUCACUGCCACAUUCGUGAGGAAGUGCGUACAUCCCAGUCCAGCAUCCAGUCCAGUGGGACAGCACGAGGUCACAAGACACAUCCCCAAAAUGCUGCCCAUGGCUUUCCAAAGGACCUGAUUCUUCCCGCUCCCCAACCCUGCAGAUCCAUCACUCAUGGAGCACCAGCCAUCCUCUUCUCUCCAUGCCUUUUUCCUCACAAGCAUGCCCCAGAGAGCCACGAGAGGAAGGCCAUGAGGGCACAAUGCCAAAGCAAACAGAAGGCCUUCAGAAACCUAGACAGAGAUUGAGAUGAGGAGGACCAGGAUGAGUUUUACCAUGAGGUUGUGAAACUCUCUCUCCUUGCACAAAGACUUGCGUGAGGCGGGAGACAUGAGAUGCCAUGCUAAUAUCUAACAGAAACAGAGAUAAUGGUCCUUCAGUCCUAGCGCAGGUGGGAUGUCUCCUGCUGAGCAUUAGCACCCAACCAUUCAUCUUUCUGCUGUACCAGGGCUGCAUUUUGUGGAGCAACACCGAGAACAGCUGAUU